Messenger RNA from Lolium rigidum, 1138 nucleotides. RefSeq names its product epoxide hydrolase A-like. Gene Ontology annotation, molecular function: hydrolase activity. The record is from RefSeq and is a predicted model, not a curated record. The transcript has 4 exons. Lineage: Eukaryota; Viridiplantae; Streptophyta; Magnoliopsida; Poales; Poaceae. Bases 16 to 1008 code for a protein of 330 amino acids.
CGACAGAGUACGACCAUGGCGGCGCCGGAGAUAAGCCACCGUUCGGUGGCGGCGAACGGCAUCUCCAUCCACGUCGCCGAGGCCGGGCCCCAGGGAGGCCGAGCGGUGCUGUUCGUGCACGGCUUCCCGGAGCUCUGGUACUCGUGGCGCCGCCAGAUGGAGCACCUGGCGGCGCGGGGCUACCGCUGCGUGGCGCCCGACCUCCGCGGCUACGGCGGCACCACGGCCCCGCCCGACCCCUCCUCCUACACCGCCUUCCACAUCGUCGGGGACCUCGUCGCGCUCCUCGACGACCUCCGCCUCCCCCAGGUGUUCGUGGUGGGGCACGACUGGGGCGCCAUCGUGGCGUGGAACCUCUGCCUGCUGCGGCCGGACCGGGUGCGCGCGCUCGUCAACCUCAGCGUCGCCUUCAUGCCCAGGAACCCCUCCAUCAAGCCAAUCGACUACUUCCGCCGCGCCUAUGGCGACGACUACUAUGUCUGCAGAUUCCAGGAACCUGGAUUUGAAGCAGGUUUCGCUAGUUUCGACUUGAAGAGGUUCUUCAAAAUGGCAUUAACUGUUCAAACCACAGGUUCUUCUGCCAUGUCCCUUGAAAAAAUGCAGGCCAGCAACAAGGAAAUAGCACUGCCAUCUUGGCUCUCUGAGGAGGAUAUCAGUUACCUAGCAAGCGUAUAUGCAAAGACUGGCUUUGCUGGUGGCCUUAAUUACUACCGCUGUUUAGACCUGAACUGGGAACUGAUGGCACCAUGGACAGGAGCAAAAGUGCAAGUGCCAACCAAGUUUAUUGUUGGGGAUGGCGACCUGGCAUACCAUCACCCAGGAGUCAAAAGCUACAUACACAAGGGUGGGCUCAAGAGAGAUGUGCCUCUGCUCGAGGAGGUGGUGGUCAUCAAGGGUGCUGGGCACUUCAUCCAGCAGGAGAGGGCGCAGGAGAUCAAUGAUCAUAUCUACGAUUACAUCAAGAAGUUCAACACGGACAUCUCAACACCGAAAUUAUCGAAAUUGUGAGAUAGUUGGUUGAUGUACAUAGUUAAUAAUCAAGAAACUUAUGUGAGUAUGUUUCCCUGAGAUACUGCAGCUUGAAAACUUGUAGCAUGUGGAUUCCUUCACUGAAAAUAGAGAUAGCACGAGUCGUGUA